AUGUCUAAGGAUGCAGUCAAUAACGCGUCACUGGAAGCCGCAUUCGUCGGCCGUAUGUUAAGCGUUUGGGCUGGAUCGCCCGACAAGUCUCGGGUAACCAACGCAGACUGGCCGAUCACGGCGACCUUGCUGGGCUCGUUGGUGGGCUUCGAGACCCGCACACUCUUUACAGAUGGCCGUCUACCCGUUCCCUACGAUCUCCCCAGCAUCUCGAAGUGGGCCGGUACACGCCGCAAGAGAGCUCUCGUCGUAGACACGCCCGACAGACUCGAGGCUUAUUACGGCGACAACAUCGCACAUAUCUGGCUCCAAGUCCGCAACAUGCCUGCUCGAGAUGUCGUCGAGAUGCACGGUGAACGAGGACUCUCUGUUGUCGUCCGCGCUAUCCUGCAGUGGCGCGCUGCUGAGCCUCGUGCGCGCGAUUACGAGUCAUCCCUGACUCGUUGA
Peniophora sp. CBMAI 1063 is the source of this 447-nucleotide messenger RNA. The record is from the annotation of a GenBank genome assembly. NCBI's taxonomy places the organism in Eukaryota, Fungi, Basidiomycota, Agaricomycetes, Russulales, Peniophoraceae.